Molecule: messenger RNA, 4094 nt
Organism: Rhea pennata
Lineage: Eukaryota; Metazoa; Chordata; Aves; Rheiformes; Rheidae
Gene: MARCHF7
Product: membrane associated ring-CH-type finger 7
Exons: 11
Coding region: 207-2603 (798 amino acids)
Biological process (GO): protein autoubiquitination
Cellular component (GO): nucleus
Molecular function (GO): ubiquitin binding; zinc ion binding; ubiquitin conjugating enzyme binding
Source: RefSeq, a predicted model, not a curated record
CAGCGGGAGGCCGUUGGCGGUGGCUGGGCUGGCGCGGCCGCCUUGGCCUCUGCGGCGGCUCCCGAGUGCCCGUGUCGCGGGGGCCGCGCCUGUGAGAUUUCAGGCUCAAAGACUUGUAGGAGUAUAGGAAGAGGAGCCUUGUAGAGGAGAUGUAGAGAAGACAUACAAGAUUAGGGAAAGAACUCAUUUUUCCAUCUUACUGAUGUAUGACAAGACCAAAGCUCUGUUUAAAAAUGAUACGAAGAAUGGAGUCUAAACCCUCAAGAAUUCCUCGAAGGGUAUCUGUUCAGGCCUCUAGCACUUCUCUAGGAUCUAGAACAUUAACUGGAAGCAGUUUAGCCGGUGCAUACGGUGCAAGAGAGUCUUCGCGGAGGUUAGAGCCUGGAUACCAGGAAUCAAGUGUAUUGAAUAGUUCCAGCAGAGACUGGGAGACUGGAGAAAGAGAGGCUCAUGAAACUCCUUGGAAGCUUACAACAUCCUCUCCAACUCACUACUCAGGGACGCUUGAUCAUCCACGGUCUGGAAGAUUUUUGGGAAGCAGAAACAGAUUGUCUAUACCUUCCUCCUCUCAUUUUACAUCUGUGUGUUAUGGUGAGUCGGAGAGAACUCAGGGAGCAUAUUCGAGACUGAAUAGCCAGCAGCGAGACAGCGAUUCAAAGAGACCAAAGCUAUCUUGCACGUCUACCUCUUCUCUGAGAAAUAAUGGCUUGAAUGCAGUUUCAGAUUCCUCCUGGAGGUAUAGUCGGAUUCCCAGGUCAUCAUCAGUGGUGCUUGGCUCUCUGGGAACUGAGCUGGUGAGAGAACGGAGAGAGUUAGAAAGAAGAACAGAUCUGUCUGUUAAUAAUUUGGUGGAUCACAGCCACAGAAACAGUGACUUCUCAUCUUCAACAUAUCUUCACGACAGGCCUGCCUCUUCAUAUGCACAGGGAGCAAGACCAAAAGAAAAUUCAUUAAGCACUUUGAGGCUGAACGCAUCCAUGAACCGCCAGUUGCCUUCUGAUCAUCAGCCAUCGUUUUUCAACAGAGACUCUCAUAUGAGCUCUUCAAGAUCCAGCUAUCCUUCAAGACAAAGGAGAAGUGGAAUGGAAUCUCCCCAGAGGAGCAUGCAGUCAGAAUGUUCUCAUACUACCAUUAGAGAUGAAACUCCUUCCUCAGAUGGUUCUGAAAGGGUUUUAUCCACUCAGAGGUCACUGAAUGGGCCUGCAGCUGAUAGUGAAGGAAGACGCACAACCAGACAGCUGCUGUCUCGUUUAGCGUCUAGCAUGUCAUCUACGUUUUUCUCACGAAGGUCUAGCCAAGACUCGUUGCCUACAAGAUCAUUAGGCUCUGAGGAAUCAUGUGUUGUUCCAAGAGUUCAAGCUUCUGCUCUGUCUAGCACUAAUGCAGCUGCAGCUCCUGAAGUUCCAGGACUUCAGACAUCUGAAGCUUCUCAGGGAUUUAGUUUUCUUAGACGAAGAUGGGGUUUAUCAGGAGUUUCACAAAAUCAUGACUCUGAUGGGGAAAGUUACAGACCAGACUCUGAAAGUAGGAGCACAGGAUCCUGGUUAUCGUCAUCUUUGAGGAACAGAUGUACACCUCUCUUCUCUAGAAGGAGGAGAGAAGGAAGAGAUGAAUCUGCAAGGAUCUCUACCUCUGAUGCACCUACUAGAUCACAACAUCUCUUCAGAAGGAGAGAGUCAGGUGAGGAGACCUCUCUUGAAGCAUCAGAUAGCCCUCGUAGGGCUUCUGUUAACAGACCACCAACACCUGCAGUAUCUGGUAUCUCUACAGCUGCUGCCUCCCCACCAGAUUCAACUCACAGUAGGAGAAGCUCUGGAAUUCUGCCUAGUUCUCUCUUUCGCUUUGCAGUGCCUCCAACAUUAGGAAGCAGUCUGUCUGACAAUCUUAUGAUAACUGUAGAUAUUAUUCCCUCUGGCUGGAAUCAGUCUGAUGGACAAGAAAGUGACAAGGCUAAAGUACCACCUUCAAGAGAUCCAGAAAGACUCCAGAAAAUUAAAGAGAGCCUGCUUUUAGAAGAUUCUGAAGAUGAAGAGGGUGACUUGUGCAGAAUCUGUCAGAUGUCUUCUGCAAGUUCUAACAACCUUUUGAUAGAGCCAUGCAAAUGCACUGGAAGUCUGCAAUAUGUUCACCAAGAGUGCAUGAAAAAAUGGCUGCAGUCCAAGAUUAAUUCAGGUUCUUCUUUGGAAGCAGUAACUACUUGUGAAUUGUGUAAAGAGAAGUUGCAUCUUAAUCUUGAAGACUUUGAUAUUCAUGAACUCUAUAGGGCACAUGCAAAUGAACAAGCAGACUAUGAAUUCAUCAGCUCUGGUCUCUACCUUGUAGUGUUGUUACACUUAUGUGAACAGCGCUUUUCAGAUAUGCUAGGAACCGCAAGUGAGGCCAGCACACGUGUCAGAUUUAUUAACCUUGCAAGAACUCUUCAGGCACAUAUGGAAGAUAUUGAAAGUAGGUGUUUCUCCCCCACCCCUGUAGAUUCACUCAAAGUUAAAUGGAUACAGUUCUCUCUGCCAAGAUUCAUACUACCAAAUUUAGUUGCUGAUAAAUUGACUUUGCCCAGCAGAACUUUUUACAGUUUCAGUAGAAUUAUUUUGGGGGAGAACUGAUUUAAUUUUCCAUGAUUGAUUUCCCAGCAGGAGAAGGGAUUGGGGAAGCAUCUUCUGCAAGUGAUACCAAGAUUCCUCACUAGUUACAGUUUGGUUAUUUUAGUUCUAGUAUUACAUAGUUAUGGAACUGCUGGUGACCUUCAGGCUAUAACAUUUCACAAGUUGUAGUAGGAGGGCAAUGUUUUGGAUUGGAUUGGACGGCACUUAAUUAUCAUAUCCCUUGGAAUUACCCACUUUUUGAAUCAAAUUCAGCAGUUGCCAACUUCGGCAAAACACUAGCCUACUUUUCACUGUACGAGUCCUUCAUUGCGGUUAAAUUCUCAGUUCCUGAACAUUAUGAAUAGGCAAUGGAAGGGUACCUUUGCCUACUUCUUUUUCUAGUGCAUUUGUGUUUGUCCCCCCCAAAAGGCGAAAUUUACAUAUGAAUUGAUCUUUCAGUCCAUAAGACUUUGUUUUCAGAGUAGAACAGGAAGUGUUGUCAAAAGAAGUUUUCCUUUAGUUUAAGCAGAUGAUUAUUUCUAUAUUCAGGGCAUUAGGUAGCUACUUUUUUAAUAAUAAAGGUGGAUUGUGGAGGUGAGAAUUAAUUCCUUAGGUGUGUGCUUCUUUGUCUUCCUCAUUAAUUUUAAUGAGUGGUGUUUCACACAGUAGUUAGAUCUAUGUAUAGUAAAGGCUUUACCUAACUUGCAGGUGAGGAAUACUGAAUUAAAAUUUAUUCUUGACACUAUUUUAGUUAAAAUUCCUUUUUAAGAAGCAUUUUUGGGGGAAUGCAGAAGUGACAAGACAGACGAUACAUCCCUCUUUAUGUUGAGUUGGACUUUGAGAUUGACUCUUGGGUGAAAAUAGUUUAUUGGCAACAGUUUGCUCAAGAGAACAGGUAAAAUUCCUGUUACACACAAGAUAUCUACAAUAAGUUUGUCAUGUGUUGUUUGUGCUGACUUUUUAUCACAGUUGACAAGUGUGUAUUUGUUUUUAAGUUGUCUUACAAGGAAAUCUUGUGCAUACUUAGGAUUCAUGUUCAUUUUCCAUACACUGAAAGAAGGGGGGUGGGGAGAGGAGCAUCUACUUCAAAGACUGAUUUUAAUUGUAUUAAACAAUAUAUAUUUUUAAUAGUUAUUCUGUUUUAGAAUACUGAACAUUUCUAGAUACCUGAGUAUGCAAGUAGUUAACUCUGAGUCAUGUUUUUCGCUUGGGUUGGGUGCAGCUGUCAUGGAUUGUAUAUACUCUCCUGUUACUACUGCUGGAAUUAGUCACUUGUAAGAAUUACAUAAAAGUUGAGUCUCUGGCAUAAUCACAUGUUCUUUUAUUUUAUGCUGAGGAAGAACAGCAGGGCACUGCAGCUGGUAGUUGAGUUCAGUUUUAAAAUGCUACAUUUUUAGUCAUGAAAGAUAUUUAAAAUUUAAGCAAGAUAAUAUUAAAAUUCUGUCGGGUUUUUUGAUAAUCUGUUACUGGCAUUAUAAAAUUACCUUUAUUUCUACUACUCAUUCUGUAUUA